AUGAAUAGUGGUGAAUAUAAAAAAUUUGAAGAAUUAGAAUUAGAUUAUUGGUUAUUGAAAUUAUUUUGGAAGAUUGAUUAUAAAGAACCAAGACCUAUUUAAGUUUUAAGUAUCCCUCCUUUAUUAUAAGGAAAGAAUGUAUUGAGUAUCUUAAACAGGUACUGGAAAAACAGCUGCAUUCUCAUUUCCAAUUCUUUAAAAAUUAAGUCAAGAUCCAUAUUGGAUUUUUGCAAUUAUAUUGACUGCAAGUAGAGAACUGGCAGUAUAAAUAGCUGAAUAAAUAUAAAUAUUUGGUGCUAAUGUAAAUUUGAGAUUGGCUUUAUUAAUAGGAGGUCUUUCCUCUUCAAAAUAAGUAAAGCAAUUAGGAUAAAUCCCACAUAAAAUAAUUGGAACACCUGGAAGAUGUACAGAAUUACUAAGCAUUGAUGUUAAUUUCUAGAAAUAUAUUUAAAAUGUUAAAUAUUUCAUAUUGGAUGAAGUAGAUAGAUUAUUAGAACCUCGAUGAUAUUAAAAAAGUAUAUGAAUAAUGCUAAUCUCCUUAAAUGGCAUUAGUAUCAACUACUCUUAAUAAUGUGACUUAUUAGUUAAAAAAUGAAUUUAAUGAUGUUAAUUUUGUUGAUUGCAUCAAUAAUCCAGAAUAAAAGGUAUCAGAGACUAUUUAGUGA
This is a messenger RNA of Paramecium primaurelia, 665 nucleotides long. Lineage: Eukaryota; Ciliophora; Oligohymenophorea; Peniculida; Parameciidae. The record is from the annotation of a GenBank genome assembly.